This is a messenger RNA of Cynara cardunculus var. scolymus (artichoke), 2346 nucleotides long. Its product is annotated as NADH dehydrogenase (ubiquinone) complex I, assembly factor 6. The coding region runs from base 828 to 1877 and encodes 349 amino acids. Lineage: Eukaryota; Viridiplantae; Streptophyta; Magnoliopsida; Asterales; Asteraceae. The record is from RefSeq and is a predicted model, not a curated record. Gene Ontology annotation, cellular component: mitochondrion. Gene Ontology annotation, biological process: biosynthetic process; mitochondrial respiratory chain complex I assembly. The transcript is spliced from 4 exons.
UGCGCUUGAUUCGUAAGUGUGCUUUAGAAUAGCGCGUGUGAUUUGAGUAGGUUUCUGGAAUUUGGGGGUUUAGGGAUUUCGAACAUUUGGUAUUUUGUGCCCCAUAUUAAUGUUCUUGCUAAGUCUACCUGAUAUUAGUUUUGCAUCUGAGAUUACUAGUUUAGUCACUCCAAUCUUAUCUCAUAUGGAGGGAUGAUGACGAAGAAAGUUUGGGUCUUCGUGGGUGUAAGGUUUAGGUAUUUGACUGUUCAAGAUCAAUUAUCAUGGGACAUCUUUUUGUUACAUGACUCUUGAUUCCGCAUGAUAGUGCUAUAAUAUAUCAAUAAUGCAUGAUUACCGAGCUUUUUUGCUCUGAGUGGCAAAACAUACUAUGUUUUAGACUUCUGUGUGAAGAUCAUGCAAGUGAUUGCCUAUUUUGCCUACCAAUAUGUACUUCUUGAUCAUGACUAAAGCUAGUUGGUAUUCUAUAAUUGAUCAACAAUCGAAUCGAAUCAGGUAAUGGGACAAAAUAGAAGUGAUUAAUCCUUCAAGCAAUUGAGUUGAAGCAUAUACCAUUGGGUUUGUAAAGGCACUAUUGGUCCUUUGAAUUGUUUUCUCUCUUGUUCUCAUUGUAAAAGUCUACUCUAUCAUAGUCAAUAGAUGAUAUUGGUUUAGAAGUAAUGCAAUGUAAGAUUUAGUCAUCACAUGGAAAUAUAUAUUCUGGACUUAUAGUUUCUUAUUCUCUGCUCUUUUAUAUGUUUCAUUUAGCAAGUAGCCUUGUACUAAAGCUAGGCCUACAGGUGGUUGGUUAAUAUGCUAAUCAAAUUACAUUCAUUCAGCGAGGAACGAUGAAUGGAGCUACCACAUCUAGCAGCUUAAAGGUGGCAUUCUCACACUGUGUACAACAAGUCCGGAACUAUGACUACCAUCACUACCUCUGCCUUCUUGAACUUCCCACAAACAUGCGUAGGGCUGGUUUUGCUCUCCGUGCCUUCAACGUCGAGACAUCCAGAGCAAUGGAUCUCACUUCUGACCCCAAAAUUGGCUUGAUGCGUCUUCUUUGGUGGCAGGAGGUCAUUGACAAAAUCUAUAAGAACAAGGUCAUUGAACACCCUACAGCCCAGGCUCUUGCAUCUGUAAUAUCUGAUCAGAAAAUUAGCAAGAGCUGGUUGAAACGGUCUGUUGACGCUCGUAUAAAUGACGCCCAAAGGGAUGCUAGUGAUAUCUAUGAAACAGUAGAAGAGUUGGAGAGAUAUGCUGAAGAUACGUCCUCAACUAUUCUGUAUACAACUCUCCAAGCAGGUGGUAUAAGAUCAACUGCUGCGGAUCAUGCUGCUUCACAUAUCGGCAAGGCAAGUGGUCUACUUUUGCUCAUCAAGGCCCUUCCUUACCACGCCAACCGUCAUCAGCAGUUUUCUUAUAUACCAGUUAAGGUGGCUGAAAAGCAUGGAUUACUAGUAAAGCAAGGAGGGAGGUUGGAGAUACGAACAGAUUCACGUGAGAGACUCAGUGAGGUGGUUUUUGAUAUGGCAUCCACGGCUAAUGCCCAUUUACAGAAGGCCCGUGCCUUGGCUGAAUCAGUUCCUAAAGAAGCUCGAUCAAUACUUUUGCCUGCUGUGCCUUCACAAGUUAUUCUGGAUUCUCUAAGUCGUGUGGGGUUUGAUGUCUUUGACUCGAGGCUAAAUCGAGGGAUUUUGGGCAUUCCUCCUUUGUUGUUCCAGUUGAAACUGAAGUGGCAUUCAUGGAGGGUUGAUGAAUUUAGCAGGGGAAUGAUUCUUAUGGCGUUGGAAGGAGGAUACCUCCUCACCUCCUUAGCAAAAUCAGUAGUUGCUUGCAUAGAAGUGUUACUAGAAGAUAAACCUAUUGCUCAAGAAGAUAAACCUAUUGCUCAAUCUUGAGGUUUAUCCGUUUGAAUCCACAUGGAGGUGAUCAAGCUGGUUCAUGAGGAAUUGAGUGCAUUUUGGCCAAUACUGGCAGAGAAGUUGACCGGUAGAGUAACGCCUCAGGUUCAGGUUCCUGUGUAGGUAUCAAUUUUCUGCCCAAACCUGGAGGGAUGGACAUCAAGUGUGUGACGGGCUCUCUUCCACAACCCCGAUGAUUACGUGAUUGAGAUAAUAUCCAAGUAUUACUUUUGUCGUGGAGUGUCGGAAAAAACCGAAACUGAAUAACCCAUCCAAUUUGAAUGAGUUUAGAGUUUUUCGGUUUGGUUUUCAGUUAUUAUUUAUUUUUAAACUACGGUUAAACCAAAUUAUACAUUUUUGGGUUUUGGGGUUGAAUUGGAGGUGUACCAAAUUCCAUUUUCUAUACCAAUUCAUCAAAUUCACUCUAACCAAUUGUUACAUUAUUUUGGUGUUAGUGAAUAGUAUA